UUCGGUCUCUCGCGUCCGCCGCCACACACUCUCACUCACUCACUCCCAACUCCGCCAUAGCUGCGAGCGAGCGAGCUAGGGUUUGGUCUCUCUCCAUGGAGGCGGCCGGGGGAGCAGCGCGAGGUUUCCGGCGCCGGGUGCCGGAGCCGGGGUGGUGGGUCCUGAGGGCGGUGGAGAGGUCCCUGCGCCGCCGCCUCUCCCGCGCCGUGGCCGCCUGGCUUCCCGCCACCGUCGUCGUGGGCUGGGUGACCGCCGUCGCCGGGAUCGCCCCCAUCGUCGGGCGCUGGGUCGGCGGCGAGGUGGGGCGCGCCAUGGAGGUCGCGGGCGUCCACGUCGUCGGCGCCGGGCAGCACGUGUUCAUGCUCCUCGUGGUCCCCAUCGCCGUGCUGCUAAUGGUGAUGCAGCUGCGUCUGCUUGCUGGGCCUCUGAUGGGAGGCAGGGGGAUGCUGGUAAGAACAAUUGCUACAAUGGAAUUAUCCAUCCUGGAGCACCAUCGUGAACGCAGAGGAAAAUGGAAUCAGCUGGCUCAAGAAAUCGUGUUCCCACUCAGCAUUAGCUUCGUCCUCCUAGGAGUUGCGAUGAUUGGCUUGAUGAUCACUGGAUUUUCACCAGAAAAAGAAUUUAGCAGAAAGAAUAUUGGCUGGAUACUUGCUGAUGUUGGAUUUUUGGGUUGGCAUGCUCUAGUAGGAUUUUUUCUACUUCCAAAAGUGAUCCUCACACUUCGGGUACGUUCCUAGAGUGCAGGUGUGGCCGCUGGGGUAGCAUGCCGGUACAAGUUUUGGGAACCUGGAAAUUAUUGGAGAAUACUGUGACAAAUUCACUUCCGGAAUCUGCAAGCUAUCGUAUUAAGUGCAUGAUAUCUUGCCUGUUUUCUUCACGAUGACUAUGAUACUAUGAACAAUAUUUGGAAUUAAUUACCAGGCGUGAUGCUUAUUUAUUUUAGGUGUUGCUUUGAGUUAGCGUGUCUCCACUCUCCAGCAGUCAAACAAAAAAGCAUUGAAUGAAUGACGUUCGUAUUUUCAAUCAGGCAUGUUUUGUGAUUGAACUAAUAGUUCAUAUGCUGAUAUGGUUGAUUUUU
Oryza sativa Japonica Group (Japanese rice) is the source of this 1078-nucleotide messenger RNA. RefSeq lists its product as uncharacterized. The record is from RefSeq and is a predicted model, not a curated record. NCBI's taxonomy places the organism in Eukaryota, Viridiplantae, Streptophyta, Magnoliopsida, Poales, Poaceae.